Messenger RNA from Canariomyces notabilis, 1182 nucleotides. Its product is annotated as uracil-DNA glycosylase. Gene Ontology annotation, cellular component: mitochondrion; nucleus. NCBI's taxonomy places the organism in Eukaryota, Fungi, Ascomycota, Sordariomycetes, Sordariales, Chaetomiaceae. Gene Ontology annotation, biological process: base-excision repair; base-excision repair, AP site formation via deaminated base removal. The transcript is spliced from 2 exons. Bases 1 to 1182 code for a protein of 393 amino acids. Gene Ontology annotation, molecular function: uracil DNA N-glycosylase activity. The record is from RefSeq and is a predicted model, not a curated record.
AUGUCGACUCUCAAGCGCAAGGCGGCUGCCGAGGCGGGCUCAGACCCGAAGAAGGCCAAACAAGGCAAUAUCAUGUCGUUCUUUGGCGCACCCAAGCCGGCGGCAUCUUCGACGACACCUGCCAGUGGAAGUGGAAGCAACAAUGCCGCAGCGACGCACGAGCCUUCAGCUCCCAAGUUUGACAAGGUGAAAUGGGUCAAUUCCCUAACGCCCGAGCAAAGGCAGCUGCUCCAACUUGAGAUUACCACGCUGCACGAUAGCUGGCUGGCCCUCCUUAAGGACGAGCUCGUCACCAAGGAGUUUCUCGAGCUCAAGCGGUUCCUGGACCGAGAGACGGCCGCAGGCAGGAAGUGGUUCCCGCCUAAGCAAGACGUGUAUAGCUGGUCCCGCCACACGCCUUUCAACACCGUCAAAGUCGUCAUCCUAGGCCAGGACCCCUACCACAACCACAACCAAGCGCACGGGCUGGCUUUCUCAGUGCGGCCGCCGACGCCCGCACCGCCGUCGCUUAAAAACAUGUACAUCUGCCUCAAGAACGACUACCCUGCCUUCAACCCCCCAGCAAACAAAGGCGGGCUGCUGACGCCCUGGGCGGACCGCGGGGUGCUCAUGCUCAACACGUGCCUGACGGUGCGCGCGCACGAGGCCAACAGUCACUCGAACCGCGGCUGGGAGCGCUUCACGCAAAAGAUCAUUGACCUCGUCGCCACCAAGCGCACCAGGGGUGUCGUCUUCAUGGCCUGGGGCACCCCCGCCGGCAAGCGCGUCCAAAAGGUCGACACAAAGAGACACCUCGUCCUCAAGAGCGUCCACCCUUCCCCGCUGAGCGCUGCUAGGGGGUUUUUCAGCUGUGGGCACUUCCGGCUGGCUAACGAGUGGCUUGCCGAGCGGUACGGGCCGCAAGGGAGGGUGGAUUGGGCGCUUGUGGAGGGCGAGAGUGUUUUUAGUGAGGGGGGUGCUGGAGGAGAGGAAGGCGCUGGUGAGGGGAAAGAGACGGCAAAGGUUGAGGGCGAGGUGGCGGAGGGCAGUCUGACGAAGAAGGUUGAAGCGGUGGUGAGGGAGUCGGUUGUUGGGGCGAACCUCGGAGCCAAGGAGAAGGCGCCGGUUGCGGUGGAGAAGAAGGGGACUGUCAAAGCGGCCGAUGAAAGCGACGAGAACGUCGUGCCUGAGGUCGAGGCUUGA